ACCCCUAAGUUAGCCGGAUUGCCUUAAAAAUACAACCCUUCAAAAUCUCUCCCGUUAGGGCGUUACUGACUUACUGUAGUGAGUAGUCUGUAGAGUAUUCGAGGAAGCUAAUAGAAGAAGCAAAAAACAACCUAGUCGGCCGGUCUCCCAUCAUUCCACCGUUAUUCUUCUUUACCCUUCAAAUCCAUCGAGCAAAUUCCCUCCCUCUCUGUUCUUUCUCUCCCCCCCCCCCCCCCCGUAAACCUAAUUCCGAACUCCAAGCUCUCGCAAUGGACGCCGUCAAACUCAAAGAACUGAAGAACUUCGUCGAGCUCUGCAAGUCCAAUCCCUCCGUUCUCACCGAUCCCACUCUCUCCUUCUUCCGCGACUACCUCGAGAGUCUCGGUGCUAAACUACCUCCCGCUGCUUACUCCGGAUCGAAGAAUCAUGUUGACGAGGAUAGCGACGAGGAGAUUCCGGAGAAGGAAUCCCCUUCAGUCGAGGAACCGGAGGAGGAAGAAGAGGAGGAUGAGAUAAUUGAGUCGGAUGUCGAGCUGGAAGGCGAGACUGUCGAGCCUGACAAUGAUCCGCCGCAGAAGAUGGGAGACUCGUCGGUAGAGGUCACUGAGGAAAACCGUGAUGCUUCACAGGAGGCCAAGGCCAAAGCUAUGGAAGCUAUCUCUGAAGGGAAAUUAGAAGAUGCCAUUGAGCAUUUAACUGAAGCUAUCCUGCUUAAUCCGCUCUCAGCUAUAAUGUAUGGGACGAGAGCCACUGUUUAUAUCAAGAUGAAGAAACCCAAUGCUGCCAUUAGGGAUGCUAAUGCUGCUCUCAAGGUUUGUUAUUGGCAGAUAAAUCCAGACUCAGCUAAGGGAUACAAAGCUCGUGGCAUGGCAUGCUCGUUGCUUGGUAAGUGGGAGGAGGCUGCUAAGGAUCUUCAUGUUGCAUCGAAGUUGGAUUAUGAUGAGGAGAUAAGCGCUGUUCUUAAGAAGGUUGAACCCAAUGCACACAAGCUUGACGAGCACCGUAGGAAGUAUGAUAGAUUACGCAAAGAGAGGGAGGAUAGAAAGGCUGAGAAGGAGAGACAACGCCGCCGUGCUAAAGCACAAGUGAGUUGUGAGAUGCCUACGAAGGCCGAGUAUGAGAAGGCUAAGAAGCAAGAGCAAUCAUCUUCCAGUGGAAGACCCGGAGGAAUGCCUGGAGGAUUCCCAGGAGGCAUGCCUGGAGGAUUCCCUGGAGGCAUGCCUGGAGGUUUCCCAGGAGGCAUGCCUGGGUUCCCAGGAGCAGGGGGCAUGCCUGGAGGGUUUCCAGGUGCAGGAGGUAUGCCUGGAGGGUUUCCUGGAGCUGGUGGCAUGCCAGGUGGAGCGCCUGGAAAUGUUGAUUUCAGCAAAAUACUGAAUGACCCUGACAUGAUGGCUGCAUUUAGUGAUCCAGAAAUCAUGGCUGCUCUUCAAGAUGUUAUGAAGAACCCUGCCAACCUCGCGAAGCACCAAUCAAACCCAAAGGUGGCUCCCGUAAUCGCGAAAAUGAUGAGCAAAUUUGCGGGGGCGAAGUGAACAGUUGUUGCUCUUGAGUUUCUUAAUCCUUGUUCAGAUCAUACCUUGAGCUUUGGUGUUGAACCCAUUAGAUCUCUGUUUUUGGGAAGUUUGAACUGAAGCAACUGUACAUGGAACAUCUCCCGUGCCUUGGAGUUGUGUUUGUCACUCUGACCCCUUACAGAGAAGGAACAAUUCGACCGAAUCAGUUAUAGGUUCUGUUUGCAGCUCUUAGAACUAUGACUGUUGCUCGUUUCGGGGUGGGAUUUGGUUGGUAAACGGUAAAUUGUUUACCGAAUUUACCGGUUUCGGUAUACCGAAGUUGGUCAAAUUGGUUACCGAUUACCGAUAUCGGUUUGUAACCGGUUUACAGAUUACCGAAUUAUCGAUAAACGGUUACAAACCGGUAUUACCGAAAUAUCGUGAGACAAAGUUGUCAACCCGAGGGUUGACCCGGACCCGGUCGAGCUAGUGGGUCAAGGGUUAAUGAAUCAA
Molecule: messenger RNA, 2006 nt
Organism: Linum tenue
Lineage: Eukaryota; Viridiplantae; Streptophyta; Magnoliopsida; Malpighiales; Linaceae
Source: the annotation of a GenBank genome assembly